ACGCACGCCUGGAUUGCCUCUUUCCUCUCCAUGUCCGGAUAGAAGCUGGCGCGUAAGAGGAGACAGGACACCGAACAUCAGAAACGGAGGCUUGCAGCGGCCUGUUUCAACCCGGAACGUUUAGUUAGACGUCCCAGCCUGCAGACUUCCGGUUCCGGUUUUUGGACUCUCCUGACUGCCUUCGCUAUGGAAGAACCUGAGAUGCAACUGAAGGGAAAGAAAGUCACAGACAAGUUCACUGAGAGCGUCUAUGUGCUGGCCAACGAGCCAUCAGUGGCACUGUACCGGCUACAGGAGCAUGUGCGCCGCUCGCUGCCAGAGCUGGCCCAGCACAAGGCCGAUAUGCAGCGGUGGGAGGAGCAGAGCCAGGGCGCCAUAUACACCGUGGAGUAUGCCUGCAGCGCUGUGAAGAGCCUGGUGGACAGCAGCGUGUACUUCCGCAGCGUGGAAGGCCUGCUCAAACAAGCCAUCAGUAUCCGGGACCACAUGAACACCAGUGCCCAGGGCCACAGCCAGGAGAAACCGACCCCUCCUUCCUUGGCCUGACCCUGAUCCUGGAAGACUUGGGGCCACCAGCCUUCCCACCCAGGCGGAGGCCUGCCUACUAUGCCCAACCAUUCAGCUGCUGUGUGGCCUUGAGACUGUACCCUCACUUCUCUGGUCUUCAACAUUUUCCUCAUGUUAAACAUGGCUCAUUCAGCUGAGGCCAGUAAGGGCUGGGUGUGCAUCGUGAGAGCUGCAUCAGUGUGCGAGAGAAACACUCAAAAUCCUACCACCUCACAGUACUGUAAACUGACUAGCCCCUGCCGCUGCUCCAGGCUGCACACAGCUAGGUGCUUCCUCUGGCCUUUGCCUGUUGCUAUGGCCUGGGGACUGGGUGGGUCUUCUCACCCCCUCAAGCAGAGGGCCUCAUCCAUGGGACCCGCUGGUGCUGAGCAUCUUCUGCUGCAGAGGCCUCGGGCUUGGAUGGAGACUGGCUCCCAGCCCCGGAGCCUGGGGCAGCAGGGGGUGCUUCCUGACCUGUACAGUGAGCACCCCUCAAGCUCCUUGGGUAGCAGGCACUUACGGGCCACCAGUCAGUGGGCAUUUACUGAGGCCCUCAGCUUGCCAGGUUUCAUUGCUUGUCACCCCCACAAGAGAUGAGCCAUUCUUUCCUGGGGAGUCCCAUGGGGAAUCUGGGAGGACCCAAAGCUAGAAGGGCUCGCAGGUUUGUGCACUGUGACCCUAUCAACCGUAGGUGCAUUUGCAGUGUUCAUUUUUAAGCUCUUUUAUUUGGGGUUCCUUAAAGCUUCUCCCUACCCUAAGUAGGAGCGAAGGUUAGUGGGAAGAGGGGCACAAAGGCCUUUACCUCUCCUGGCUGUCUAGGGUCUAUGGGUUCUUCAGCAGCAGCAAACGCAGAAAGCAGUCUCCGAGCCCUGCGCCCCAAAGCAUCUCUCUUCCCUGUCUUUGGUCUCUCCAAACCGCCACCCACCACCACCACCGCACUGCCUCUUUCUGUGCCCCACAUUUAUAUUCUCAGGGUCCUGGACCACACCCGUUUACAUGCCUGAAGAGGCAGGCGUUUACCAGCUGUCAAAGGCCAUUCCCCAACAGGAGACAGUUAUGAGCCGUGGACGUACUAAAGCCUAACUAAAACCUCACACUUGGAUUAAAACAAAAACAUAUUUACAUAACAUAACUGAGUUUACAAAGACACCAAAACUCGCAUUUCGUGCAUUCCUGCUCCCAGCCCAGCCCACAGCCGGACAUGCUCAAGAGUACCCUCUGUCUGUGGCUGUCUCCUGCGCUGCUCACCCUGUGGUACCCUGGGCUCCUCAGCUCAGUCUCAUCUGCAGACUUGUUUACCUGCCUGGGAUUGCGUCCCUCUGUCCCCAGAGCUACUCUCGGAGUAACCUUCAUGGGGUCAGCUCCUCUUUGACUGUCUAGUCCCAAGACCCUCAGCACAGCCAGCCCCAGCUCCAGCCUGCAGGUGCCUGGAUUCACAUGCUGGCCUUCUGACCAUAGCUCCCCGUCUCCCAGUCCUGCCAGAAGCGGCUCCUUGGACACCACAUUGAGAAUGCGGCAAGAACUGAAGACCUAGCAAGAUGGCCAGUGCCUGCUGCCUUGGGGCUCAGCCAUAAUUGUCCCCCUUGGUUAUGAACUAGGGUCCAAGAGCACCCCAUGACAAUCCUGGUGCAAAUACACUUAGUGUCCAGUGUCCUCUU
Psammomys obesus (fat sand rat) is the source of this 2204-nucleotide messenger RNA. It is a transcript of the gene Borcs8, whose product is annotated as BLOC-1 related complex subunit 8. The transcript has 6 exons. Lineage: Eukaryota; Metazoa; Chordata; Mammalia; Rodentia; Muridae. Gene Ontology annotation, cellular component: BORC complex. Bases 187 to 546 code for a protein of 119 amino acids. The record is from RefSeq and is a predicted model, not a curated record.